AUGACCCGUUUCUACUCUGCCAAUGCGUUGUCCUCUGAUGAGAUCAUUAGAAGAAUCGCAGAGUCCAACGCUCAUUUGAUCAACAAGGAGGUCAACAUCACACCAGAGACCACCAUCCAGGCCGAUUUGGGGCUGGACUCUCUCGACGCCACCGAGUUCCUGGUGAACGUUGAGAACGAGUUUGAUAUCGAACUCACUGAUGAGGAGUCUGAGAAGGUCAAGACCAUUGCGGAAGUUGUUGAGUUGAUCUCAAAGAACCCACACGCCAACUAA
Molecule: messenger RNA, 273 nt
Organism: Williopsis jadinii
Lineage: Eukaryota; Fungi; Ascomycota; Saccharomycetes; Phaffomycetales; Wickerhamomycetaceae
Gene: ACP1
Product: acyl carrier protein
Exons: 1
Coding region: 1-273 (90 amino acids)
Biological process (GO): fatty acid biosynthetic process
Molecular function (GO): acyl carrier activity; acyl binding
Source: RefSeq, a predicted model, not a curated record